Messenger RNA from Monoraphidium neglectum, 1149 nucleotides. RefSeq names its product transaminase. The coding region runs from base 1 to 1149 and encodes 382 amino acids. The record is from RefSeq and is a predicted model, not a curated record. NCBI's taxonomy places the organism in Eukaryota, Viridiplantae, Chlorophyta, Chlorophyceae, Sphaeropleales, Selenastraceae. Gene Ontology annotation, molecular function: pyridoxal phosphate binding. Gene Ontology annotation, biological process: biosynthetic process. The transcript is spliced from 6 exons.
AUGCGCAUCGAGCCGUUUGCUGUGGAGCGCUGGAUGGACGCGCAUGAGACCGCCUGCACCUUCAACUGCGCUGAGACCUGCGUCGACUCUGUGACACUGGAGGAGCUGAUGCGGCUGGCGGGGGAGGCGCCGGAGGCCCUGGCAGCGCGGCUGCUGCCGCUUAAGCUUAGCUACGGCGAGAUCCCCGGAUCGCAGGAGGUGCGCUGCGCCAUCGCCAGCCUGUACCCUGGUCGCGGCGCCAGCGAUGUACUGGUGACCCACGGAGCCAUCGGCGCCAACCACCUGCUCUACUCCGCCCUGGUGGGCCCGGGUGACGAGGUGGUGGCGCUGGUGCCAAACUACCAGCAGCACACCGCCAUACCAGAGGCCCUGGGGGCCGUCGUGAGGCGCCUGCCCCUGCGGCGCGAGGACGGCUACCUGCCAGACCUCGGCGCACUGGCCGCCCUCGUCACGCCGAGCACGCGCGUCAUCUGCUACUCCAACCCCAACAACCCGACCGGCGCGCUGAUGGAUGCGGCCACGCAGCGCGCGAUCCUGCGUAUUGCUGCGGAGCGUGGUGGGCCCCGGUGCUACGUCCUAGCUGACGAGGUGUACCGCGGGAUUGACCAGCAGGGUGACGACCUGGGGGAGUCUGUGGCGACGAUUGACCCGCGGCGGGGUGUGUCGGUCAGCAGCAUGAGCAAGGCGUUUGCGAUGGCGGGCGUGCGGCUGGGCUGGGUGGUGGGGCCGCCAGAGGUCCUGCGGGAGGUGAUGACGCACCGUGACUACAGCACCAUAUCAGUGGGCGUGGUGGACGACACGCUGGCAGCCCUGGCCCUGGGGCCGCGCUGCCUGGGCCCGCUGCUGGCGCGCAACCGUGCGGUGGUGCGGUCCAACGCCGCGCUGCUGGACGGCUUUGUGGCGCGCCAUGCGGGGCGCGUGUCGUGGGUGCGGCCGGGUGGGGGCACUGUGGCCCUGCUGCACUAUGACCUGCCCGGUCAGCUGAGCUCUGAGGAGCUGUGCACGCGGUUGCUCCAGGAGACCGGCGUGCUGCUCGUGCCAGGCUCCACGUUUGGGGUGGAAGGCGCCGUGCGCGUAGGGUUCGGCAACACCACGGAAGCGCUGCGAGCGGGCCUCGCCGCGCUGUCGCGCUUCUUGGAGGCGGCCUGA